Molecule: messenger RNA, 261 nt
Organism: Labrus mixtus (cuckoo wrasse)
Lineage: Eukaryota; Metazoa; Chordata; Actinopteri; Labriformes; Labridae
Product: hepcidin-like
Exons: 3
Coding region: 1-261 (86 amino acids)
Biological process (GO): intracellular iron ion homeostasis
Cellular component (GO): extracellular region
Source: RefSeq, a predicted model, not a curated record
AUGAGGACAAUCAGUGUUAACAUUCUUGUGGCAGUCAUGCUCACAUUUAUGUGUGAUCAGGAGGGCUCUGCUGUCCCGGUCGCUCAGAUUCACCUGGAGGAGCCAAUGAGCAAAGACAAUCCAGUUCCUGACCUUCCAGAGAUCUCAGUGGACUCAUGGAAGAUGCCAUAUUUAAACAACAGAAAGAAACUGCACAUUAAGUGUAAAGUUUGCUGUGGCUGCUGCGGCAUCGGCAUCUGUUGCCUGAAGUGCAAAUUCUGA